UCGGCAUACAGCUGAAUAUCGUCGGCAUUAUGCGUGAAACCCAAUAUACAUGAUACAUGUACAGUGUCUAUACUUCAUGCAUGACUUCCAGUUCCAAUAUGCAAUGUAACUCUCAUCUCUCUGCGACGGAAAUAAAAGUUUAUAGGCCUAUGAAUGAAUAAAUGUAGGAUUUACUGUUGGUAAAUGCAAGGGCUGUUUAUUGUGACAUAUAGUGCAGGUACACCAUGAAUAUUGCCGUUUGCGUGGUUGUUGAAUGAGCCGGGCCGUCUUUCUACACUUUUGGUGAUUGUUCAGUCGCCCGUUUAGUAUACCAUUGAAAGUCAUUCUUUACCUUGUUUUCGGUGUACGUGUGCGUGUUUACACUCAUAGCUCGAGCAUAGGUUUCAGACCGACAUGUACCCACCGUUGUUCCCUACGCUGUCAACUCGGUUGGACUAUUUGGAACGCAAAAUGUCGGCCGUUGGUUUGUCUCCGCUGUUACUGUUUGUCUUGUGUCUUCAUCUCGAAGGAUCCAAUGCAUUUGAGUCUGUCCACCUAUCCGCCACUCCGGUAAAGGGAGACCCCUACGCACUCAAUCUGACCUGGACCUACCCUAGCCAGGGACGGCUGAUCCAAGAACAUGGAAAGCCCAAGUAUUUUUCCAUCAGCUUCGCCUUGGAGAACCGCUAUGGGUGCCAUACCGUGCCGAACGCCACCCAGUAUGGUAACCGGCAGAUGGUGGAAAUGAUCCGCCGUGGCGGCACGCAUGAUGCCGGCCGGUACACACUGACGGGAUUGGAGCCCAACUCCAUGUACUUCAUAUACAUCCAAGGCUUCACGCUGAGUUUUAACUUCCCCGAAUCCAGCACGUAUGCAAGGACGGGCCAAAAGUCUCCAGUGGAUGCACCGACCGGAGUGAGACUCAUCCGUAACGAGUCUACCACGACAUCCCUCAAGUUCGCCUGGGACAGGGUACCCUGCACGUCCGGCAGUAGGUCCAGUCCGUUCCUGGCCUACCGCUACAGCCUGAUCAGCGAUGAAAACCCCACCGGAAGCUCACUGGAGACGACAUCAGCGGAAGCGUUAGUGGCUGGCCUCGAGCCGUACACCCGGUACGGGUUCCGAGUGCAGUUCAAGAGCGAAGAAGGCUACGGGCCGUUCAGUGAGCCUUAUUAUGCCAUCACAAUGGGCCAAGUGAGCCUCACUCAAGAGACCGAAGUAGCAGCUGGUGAGACGGUGGAGCUCGUGUGCAGAAGCAGAGGGUCCUCUUCUUCUGGUAUCCCUGGUCCAGACCACCUGAUUCUUGGGGGGCCAGAGGGGAAGGGUCAAAGAUCGAGCACCAUGGUCAGUGGACUGACACGGAUCAAUCACUUCCGGGCGGUCGUGGACGAACCCAAUGUGGAGUUCACGUGCACAUUGCACUAUGAUGGAGUGGACGAGGCCCUGGGGACGGAUUCUCUAAGGGUCAAAGUCUAUGAAAAGCCGUAUGUGCAGACAGUUCCCAUGGUCCGCAUCGGGGUCCCCUCCCCAGGCAACGCUACCGUGACCUGGCUGCCGUGGACGGCCGAUGGAGGUGGCGACGGCCCGGUCGACGAUCAAGAGGUCGUGUGGCGGCGCGCGGGCGACCUCGAGUACGACAACAUGGCCGUCGAGCCCAGUUCUGUCUCUGCCGUGGUACGCGGUCUGGACCCUGACGCAGAGUACGAGUUUGCUGUUGUUCUCUUUCGAAAGGGAAUCCCUGGACCACCAAAUAAAGCAAUGCUUAUCGAAGGCACCACUACUCCAGCAAUGCCAGAUGGUCCAUCAGAGAAAAGCUCGCAAAACGAAGGCGGUUAUCAUAAUCUGUUCGGGCCGGAGACAGACAACGCUAUCAUUGCAGGAGUCUGUGGGAUUUUCCUGGUCAUUUUGAUUCUCCUGUCCGUCAUUGGAGUGUGGUGUACAAGCACAAAGACACCAUCCGAUGACAAAGUUCCACUGACAAAAGGAGAAGACUAAAAAAUAAACCUAGACCAAACGUCUUGCAGAUUUUACUCACACCAGAUGGAAACAGAUAUUUUCUCUAUUUGAAUUAUAAGAAAAAGAUAUUGUUUUCGACUCGGUAGAUUUGUACUGGAAACAGUCAACUCGUGCAUCACACCAAUAUUAUUGCUCUGUCCGUAUUUUUAUUACCACUGGUUCGUCUAUGGUUCAUUUAAUCUAGCGGGGUCAAAAAACAGACUUAGUAGUAAUUGUAUUCAUUAAAAUGAGCCUUUUAUCGAAACGCACAUAUGUUUUCCUUUUCUAUUUAUGUAGUAUUUUCUGUGUAACUAAUGCGGUGAAGAUAUUUAAUGAUCAUUUAAGGAUUAAAUAAUAAUAUAAGAUGAAUUUGCAUUAUGUUUAACAGAACAACUUACCUUUAUGGGUUGGGGUAACAAUUAUUGUGAAAAUUGUGUAAUUCGGUUCAUGUAUGGGUACAUUAAAAUAAGUUAGGGUGUAAACAGGACAGGG
Messenger RNA from Patiria miniata (bat star), 2466 nucleotides. RefSeq lists its product as uncharacterized. Gene Ontology annotation, molecular function: protein binding. The coding region runs from base 394 to 1974 and encodes 526 amino acids. NCBI's taxonomy places the organism in Eukaryota, Metazoa, Echinodermata, Asteroidea, Valvatida, Asterinidae. The record is from RefSeq and is a predicted model, not a curated record. The transcript is spliced from 7 exons.